This is a messenger RNA of Carya illinoinensis, 1353 nucleotides long. Its product is annotated as protein FAR1-RELATED SEQUENCE 5-like. Bases 1 to 1353 code for a protein of 450 amino acids. Gene Ontology annotation, molecular function: zinc ion binding. The transcript is spliced from 4 exons. Lineage: Eukaryota; Viridiplantae; Streptophyta; Magnoliopsida; Fagales; Juglandaceae. Gene Ontology annotation, biological process: regulation of DNA-templated transcription. The record is from RefSeq and is a predicted model, not a curated record.
AUGCAAAAUGCAAUUGCUAAGGUGUUCCCUAAAUCUCGACACCGGUUUUGCUUGUGGCAUAUAAUGAAAAAAGUUCCCGAAAAAUUUGGAUCACACAGUCAAUAUGAUGGCAUCAAAAGUCAGCUACACAGGUGUGUUUAUGACACAUUGACUCCUGAUGAAUUUGAGUGCUGUUGGCUACAAUUUCUUGAUAAUUUUGAUCUACAUGAUAAUCCUUGGCUUGAAUGGCUAUAUUCUGAGCGUCAUCUUUGGGUGCCAGCGUAUGUGAGGAACAAAUUUUGGGCAGGAAUGUCAAGUACCCAAAGAAGCGAGGGGAUGAAUGCGUUCUUUGAUGAUGAUGUAAAUUCAAAGACAACACUAAAACAGUUUGUAGAUCAGUAUGAUAAUGCACUUAGGCGCAAGAUUGAGAAUGAGCUUGCAGUUGACUUCAGUUCAUUCCACACACAAAUUCCGUGCAUAACUUUUUAUGGCAUUGAGCGGCAGUUCCAAGCAGCGUAUACAAAUGAAAAAUUUAAAGAAGAGUUAAGAGGGUUGAUUUAUUAUUGCGCAUCAAUGAUUCGAAGUGAAAGAGGGAUGUUUACAUAUCAUGUGGCCGACGAGAUCCAAGUUAUGGAUGAGUUUAGGAAAAGUACAAAAUAUGUUGUUGAGUUUAACGAGGAAGAGUGUGAAGUGAGUUGCACAUGUCAGUUAUUUGCUUUUAAGGGAAUUUUGUGUAGACAUGUCAUCCGUGUGUUAACACUCCAUAACAAAGAAGAGCUACCUGCAAAAUACUUUCUUGAUAGGUGGAGGAAGGACAUGAAACGAGAUUACACGCUUGUCCGAAGUAGCCGCGAUAAUCUGAGUCAUAGUCCAAAUGCACACCGAAUUAAUAAAUUGAACAAUGCUUUUUAUGAGAUUUCUUCAAUUGCAGGCACCUCAGAUGAAGGUUGUGCAAAGUUAAUGACUCAGUUAAGUAAGUUGAAGUUAGAGUGGGUUGACAUCCAGCCAGUGUGUGAUAAUCAUUCAAUUGAGUCAUUAAGGGUGACAAAAGGGUUUGAUAAAUUAAAAAGUCAUGUAGCUGCACAUAGUAAAGGUAGGCCAAUUUCUAAGAGGAAACAGUCCACGGCUAAGAAGGCAGUGAAUAGGUUGAAAGCAAGGAAGACUCAACGAGCUCAGCAGAAUAGGCGUAUAAAUAGAACAGCUGUAGGAGAUUUUGGCUCACCUAGCUUGGCGGAGCGUGACUUUCCUAUAGCCUCGACUGCUCAAUCGACUGUGGAUGAGAUAUUGCAUGAUGAGAGUGUUGUGAUUUUACAAUUUUGUGUAUAUGUUUUAGUUAAUUGGGAGAUGAAAGCAGCUAAAGGAAAGGAAGUUUGA